This is a messenger RNA of Procambarus clarkii (red swamp crayfish), 939 nucleotides long. The record is from RefSeq and is a predicted model, not a curated record. NCBI's taxonomy places the organism in Eukaryota, Metazoa, Arthropoda, Malacostraca, Decapoda, Cambaridae.
GAUGGCGUCGUGAGGCUGGUGGAGGGAACACCUCCCCCCCCUACCACACACCUGUAGGACACUGGCCUACACACCUGCAUGAAGAAGUCCAAGGGCAUCAGAUCAACCAUGAGCUACUUCAGCGACUCCGGCAGAUACCCAGAAGAGGAACGACGCCCCGAUCCCCCAUACCUGCAACAGCAGUACCCACCGAACUACAAUUACCUCCCUGACUAUCAUAACUACCCCACGGCCACUAGGGACUACCCGAUGCGUGGGGCGAACAGGGACUACCAGAGCACCAGGGACUAUCUGAACGGACCUGUGGACUACCCUAGUAGUGGAGGCUACCAGGGCGGGCAACACAGCUACCAGAACGGACCGAGGGACUACCAGAGCUUGGUCAAAGACUACCAGCACGACCCCCCGCCCUACCACAGUACCAUGGGGGAUAGCAGCGAGAAUAGCCCCAGGGGGCACAACACCGGGCCUAGGGACUACCAGAGUGGCGCUAGGGACUAUCCCGACGGUGCAAGAGACUAUCCCGACGGGGCUAGAGACUAUUCGACGGGACCUCGCGACUACCGGCGCGGGGAGCGCGAAGUACCGGACCAACAGCGGUACGGUACCAGUCCCAGACACCGGUAUCGCAACGCCGACGAUUAUCACUACGAUUACCGCGGGGGCUACCGCCCCUCGGUGGAUUCCGACCCCCGCGACGGCUACACGACCGACGGGAGCGGCUCCGGCUACCGGGAAGGAAGCGUAAGGGGCUACGAGAACUACCGGUACCCAGAGAACGAAGCCCUUCUACCAAGGGAUAGGCUCCAGUACCCAUUCUCUCACCAGGCCAACGGUACGACCUACACUAAAGGUGAGGACGACCUCUCUAUCCCAACUAUUAACUAUUAUGCUAAUAAUUCCCAUGCUAUUAACAUACCAUUAUUCUUUCUUCAUUAA